Cricetulus griseus (Chinese hamster) is the source of this 2140-nucleotide messenger RNA. The record is from RefSeq and is a predicted model, not a curated record. Lineage: Eukaryota; Metazoa; Chordata; Mammalia; Rodentia; Cricetidae.
GUUCAGCUGAAGCUUUCUUUUGUGUCCUGCUGAUCCAGUUUGGACAGCAUACUGUCAGCAGUUGAGGCCAGGGCAGUUUCUUGCCCAGUGGCUAACUUUGCCACAAAUGAAAGCAAACUCUAUGUGGAGGUUCUCUAAUGUCCAUGAUACUUUUUUGAACUAGAUUGGUGCUGCAGGGAGCAGACGUGUCUCACUGUCAUGAAAAAUCUAUGUUAUCAAAACGUCUUUUUGGGGCAGGUGAAUCCCCCGUGUGCAGAGGGUGCGGAGGCAGAGGUUGUCGGGCAAAGCGGGCGAGGCCACCUCCUCCCCUCCAAAGCCAAGGCUUCCAAACUCCUGUGCUGCAGUCAUCCUCGGACCACCCGACUUGGGUUAAGGGCACCGUAUGCUAGAGGAUGCCCAGAACUUUGGCCUCCAGCAUCUCUCCAGCGGCCACUUCUUGCGGGAGAACCUCAAGGCCAGCAUGCAAGUUGGUGACACGGCAAAGCAGUACCUACAAAAAGGUCUUUUGGUUCCAGAUCAUGCGAUCACACGACUAAUGGUGUCAGAACUGGAGACCCGGAGCACACAGCACUGCCUACUAGAUGGCUUCCCGAGGACAUUAGAACAGGUAGAAGAAGAAGCCUUGGACAGAAUCUGUGACCUAGUGAUCAAUUUGAAUAUUCCCUUUGAGACACUUAAAGACCUUCUGAGCCGACGAUGGAUUCACCCUUCUAGCGGGAGUGUCUAUAAUCUGGACUUCAACUUACCUCAAGUGCUGGGGGUUGAUGACAUUACUGGUGAGCCACUUGUCCAACAGGAAGAUGAUAAACCUGAAGCAGUUGCUGCCAAGCUACGGCAGCUCAAGGAUGCGGCAAAACCAGUCAUCGAACUAUACAAGAGCCAAGGGGUGCUCCACCAGUUCUCUGGGACGGAGACUAACAAAAUAUGGCCUUAUGUUUACACACUUUUCUCAAACAGGAUCACACCUAUUCGAUCCAAAGAAGCAUACUGAGCCUGCCAUCGGAAAAACCAAGAAGACAUGGUUGUUCACUCAAUCAUGCGAUUCGUCCUGGUGCCCUGGCCAAAUUAGAAGCUAGCUGAGAUAGCUUGCAGCAUCUUUUCUAGUUUAAGUGAUGAAGGAAGGAGGAAAACCUAGUGGGUAGAAAAAAUUCACGAAGAAGAAAUGCUCCUCCUGCCUUUGAAAAGAAGCUGUAGCUCUCCCAGUGGGAAAGCAAGUCUAGACUGGAUGUCCACCGGCACUGAGCCUACACUCUCAUGGGUUGACAGCCAUAUGCUGCUAUCCUAGCCUUUUUGCAUGCAAAGGUGGUGGAAUCCUUGGUUCAUGCCACCUUCCACAGGCUGUUGAACCACAGUACUAUAAGCCUGAGAACUUGGAGGGCUGUGGUUCCAGCUUGUCCCCUGCCAUAUCCUCUUGAUGACAAUUGAAUUGAUGCUAAUUGCACUCAGCGACUGUUUCUCCCUCCCAUCUUAGUCAUCCUAGUUUCUGCUGACUGUGUCUUUUCUCAUCCGCUUGCUCUCUUCAUAUGCUACUCAGUAACAUGCUAGUUUCUGCAUUUUUCCCUCUAACUUCCUUCUACAAGCUGAGAACUUGUAGAAGGGGACUAGAUUCAGGGGACUAGAUUCAGUCCCUUCGUACUUGGAACUGAGCCAGGCUGCUCUGCCUAUCUUGAACCCACUCUGUACCUUUCAUUGUUUAAAAAAGAUUCCCCGAAGUCUCUGGGAGUUCUCAAAAGAAAUGUGGGAUGAUCACAUCUUCUGUAUAGAAGUAAUUGUAUGGAAAUCAUUGGACCAAUGCCAUGGGUUAGGCUUCUUUACUCAAGGCAAGAUGAGUAUUGAACUUGCUGCUAAAUAUUAAUGAUGACAGUGUUGUCCUUCUGUGAGUGAUACAAGCAGAUGGUAAGAAGUCAGUAAAGGGAUGGUAAAAGUCAGUAAAGCCUGUAGGCGUGGAGCAUUCUGCACUAGAUUUCCAUUGCAUCUGCAUUGAGAACUCAUUGUGGGAACUCAGAAUCUUUCUGUUUUCUUCCUAUUCCAAAGAUGCAGUCUAUAGGUGGCCAUAAAGUCCAGAAAUGAAGAUGCUAAUAUUUUGUCAAUCAUCACAUGUCAAUAAAGCAUUUGUUAAAAGACAAAAAACAAACAAACA